AUGCCAUUCUUCAAUCAGAGCAUUUUCUACCCUACAGUCUUCUUUCUUACUGGCAUCCCUGGUUUUGAAACCUACCAUGCCUGGAUCUUCAUCCCAUUCUGUUGUCUCUAUGUCAUUGCCAUCUCAGGAAAUGGCAUGAUCUUGUUUGUCAUCAUCACUGAAUCAAGCCUUCAUGAACCCAUGUACUAUUUUCUCUCCAUGUUAUCCUUCACGGACCUAGGACUAUGCCUUUCCACACUGGUCACCAUGGUGGGUAUUUUCUGGUUCAGCACUCGAGAAAUCAGUUUUGAUGCCUGCGUUGGCCAAAUGUUCUUUAUCCAUGGUUUUACAUUAAUGGAGUCCUCGGUACUCCUUGCAAUGGCCUUUGACCGCUAUAUUGCCAUCUGUAAUCCACUGAGAUAUGUCACAAUCUUAACCAAUUCAAGGAUCAUCAAAGUGGGCUUUGCAAUUGUUGUUAGGGUGACAACAGUUGUAGUGCCUUUACUCCUUCUCCUUAAGCGUCUGUCCUUCUGUGGAAGUUGUAUUCUGCACCAUUCAUAUUGCUUCCACCCUGACGUGAUGAAGCUUUCAUGCACAGACACCAAGAUCAACAGUGCAUUUGGUCUGGCCAUUGUCAUCUCUACCAUUGCCUUGGACUCUGUCUUGAUCCUCCUCUCCUAUGUCCUGAUCAUCCACUCCGUGCUCAGCAUUGCCUCCCCAGAGGAGCGGAAAAAGGCCUUUGGAACAUGUAUAUCCCACACAAGUGCCGUUGCCAUCUUCUACAUCCCCAUGAUCAGCUUGUCACUGGUGCAUAGAUUUGGGAAGCACGCCCCUCCCCUUGUACAUACUCUCAUUGCCAACAUUUAUCUGCUCAUCCCUCCUGUAAUGAAUCCCAUAAUCUACAGUGUGAAGACCAAGCAAAUUCACAAGGCCAUGGUCAAAAUAUUUCUUUCCAAGCUAAUUUAG
Molecule: messenger RNA, 945 nt
Organism: Dama dama (fallow deer)
Lineage: Eukaryota; Metazoa; Chordata; Mammalia; Artiodactyla; Cervidae
Product: olfactory receptor 51F2-like
Exons: 1
Coding region: 1-945 (314 amino acids)
Biological process (GO): G protein-coupled receptor signaling pathway
Cellular component (GO): membrane
Molecular function (GO): G protein-coupled receptor activity; olfactory receptor activity
Source: RefSeq, a predicted model, not a curated record